Molecule: messenger RNA, 4063 nt
Organism: Aplysia californica (California sea hare)
Lineage: Eukaryota; Metazoa; Mollusca; Gastropoda; Aplysiida; Aplysiidae
Product: RNA polymerase-associated protein LEO1
Exons: 12
Coding region: 13-2205 (730 amino acids)
Biological process (GO): positive regulation of transcription elongation by RNA polymerase II; transcription elongation by RNA polymerase II
Cellular component (GO): nucleus; Cdc73/Paf1 complex
Molecular function (GO): RNA polymerase II C-terminal domain phosphoserine binding
Source: RefSeq, a predicted model, not a curated record
UCAAAAUCAAAUAUGGCUGACUCGGAGAACGAAGCUAAUUCACAGGGAGAUCCUGGUAGCCCUCAAAGUGGAGGCAGCAGAGCAUCAAGUCCUGCCAAAAGCCCCACAAGUGUAAGGAGUGGUAGCCCAGCUGGCAGUGAGAAAAGUGGGAGUCCUCCAGGAAGCCACAGAAGUGGCAGUCCAGGGGGCAGUGCUCACAGUGGGAGCCAACCUGGAAGUCCUGCAGGGAGUCACCGAAGUGGGAGCCCAGCUGGCAGUGAAGGAAGUCACAAUGCCGAAGAGGAAGGCAGUCAGCAAGGGAGCCCAGAACGGAAAAGCAGAAGUGGGAGCCCGCCAGGUAGUCCUGCAGGUAGUCACAGGAGUGGGAGCCCUGCAGGCAGUAACAAGAGCGGAUCUGCUCCGGCUAGUCCACGUGAGCAAAGUCGGAGUCGAAGUCGCAGUCGCAGUGUGAGUCCGGCAGGGAGCAAAAAGAGUGGUGGUGAUGGUAGCGCACGGAGUCGAAGUGGAAGUCCGGCUGGCAGUCAGAGAAGUGGAAGUCCCGCAGGAAGUCAUCGCAGUCGGAGUGGUAGUCCACAGGGUAGUCGCAAAGGAAGUGCCAGUCCCGCAGGGAGUCAUAGAAGCAGAAGUGGCAGCCCAGCUCAGAGUCAUGCCAGUGGGUCAGAAAAAGGAAGUGGUGGAGGCAGCAGGGCCAGCUCAAGAGCUAGCAGUGCCGACAGUAGAGGAUCUUCUCCACGUAGAAGAAAACGAUCAGGGUCAGGCUCUGGCUCUGGUUCAGACUCUGGAAGUGAUGUGCCCAGGAAGAAAUCAAAACGACAGAUUGGCAGUGAUGAUGAUGAUGACGAUGCUGGAGAAAAAGAUGAACUUGAUGAAAUUGAUCAGGCUGAGAGGGAUGCUUUGCUUCAAGAAGCUGAAAUGGACUUAACGGAUCUUAAUGCAAUGGAGCUGUUUGGAGAUGCCGCUGAUAUCAGUUCAGAUGAAGAAGACAAGACUGCUAAACCGGCCGGAGAAGAUGAAGACGAUGUUGUCAGAAGGGGACCAGUUAUAGAAGAUGAUGAAGAGGAAAACAAAGAGGAAGAACUGCCAGAGAACAGAAUUGAAGUAGAAAUUCCAAGAAUUGUCACCCAGCUUGGAUCAUCACUUCAUUAUGUGAAAUUACCCAACUUUUUGAGUGUUGAAACAAGGCCUUAUGAUGCAGAGACAUACGAGGAUGAAGUUGAUGAAGAUGAAGUUCUUGACGAGGAAGGCAGAGCUAGGUUGAAGCUACGUGUGGAGAACACAAUUCGAUGGAGGAAAAAGUUGGAUGAAGAUGGCAAUGAAGUGAAGGAUGACAAUGGGGAAGUGUUACGUGAAAGCAAUGCAAGGAUGGUGCACUGGUCAGAUGGGAGUAUGUCCCUCCAUCUUGGUGAUGAGAUCUUUGAUGUCUACUCUAUGCCUCUCCAAGGAGAUUUUAACCAUCUUUUUGUACGACAAGGCACUGGAUUACAAGGGCAGUCUGUCUUCAGAACAAAGCUUGUUUUCAGGCCACAUUCAACAGACUCGUUUACGCAUCGUAAGAUGACCAUGUCUUUAGCUGACCGUUCGACUAAGACCCAGAAAGUUAAAGUAUUGCCCAUUACUGGUUUGGAUCCAGAAGCCAAUAGAUCUGAAAUGAUCAAGAGAGAGGAAGAGAAACUCAGAGCUUCCAUAAGACGUGAAAGCCAACAGAAAAGAGUGAGGGAACGUGCCCAUUCUCGUGGCAUUACGUCAUCCUACUUGGAGGGCAGAGAUGAUGAAGAGGAGGAUGAUGAUGAAUCAUUCUCAAUCAGUGCAAUCAAAAACAAGUACAAACAGAAUAAGGACACAAAGCGAUCCAACAUAUAUUCUAGUGAUGAAAGUGAAGAAGAAAAGGAUAGUAAGAAAAAGUCAAAACGAGUCUUGAGUGAUGAGGAGGACGAAGACGAUGAGGAGAUGGCAGUCAAGAAGCGGAAAGCAAAAGUGGUGGAAAGUGAGAGUGAAGGUGAAGGUGGCGGUGGAGACGUCGGUGGACUGGCAGACUCUGACGACGAGAAUGAGGCUCCAGCUGGGGAUGACAGUCAGGCAAAUGAGUCAGGGGGAGGUGGAGGUGGUAGUGACUCCGGAGGUGGUGGUGGUGGCGACGGUGGUGGUGGCAGUGGCAGUGAAUCUGGAGGGGGAGGAGGUGCUGGGGGAGCUAGUGACAGUGAAUAGAAGUAUGUUUGUGUGUGUGUGUGUGUGCGUAUGCUUGAUGAUGUUCGAAAUCUAGAGUAAGGAGUGAGCUUGUUGUAAAUUUUGUUUGAUGAACUAUCACUCUGAUUGUGUAAUAUGUGAGAUUGGAGAGUUUUCUUUUCUGGAAUGGAGUUCUUCAUUAGGAAUACAUUGCUCUCUAGUCUCUGUCUCCUUUUUCAAAGACAAAAGUUGGAUGCCCGGGUCUCAAAUAUUAUUGGUUUCCUCAUAAGCCACACUCUGAAUUUACAUCAUUUUUACAUUAACCCUUUCCUUGGGACAGUCAAGAAAAUCACAAUAACGUGGUUGUGGCCCCUGUUAUUUGAUAAAUCGUCCCUUUAAUCAAACAUAGCUGCCACUUUCCCGCUAAAUAGCGGAAACUCCGCUUCAUCUAGCUUUUCCCGUUACUUUCCUCCUUCCUCCGCUGGACCGCUCUCGGCCGCAAAUCGCGAUACUUUUUUUUACACGCGGAAAUCGCCGAACCGGGAGUGAGACGAAAAAACGGCUUGCACAUGUCCACCCAUAGCUUUCUACUUCCGUUCUGUGCCUAGUUUCACAUUGUUUAUUGUUGUGGACUGUCGAUCGAGCAUCGGGACGAUGGCAUGUCGAGUUAUCAUUAAAAACGGCGGAGAUUCGAGAGAAAUUGAUGCAGAAUGCCAAAAUAAAUGGAGCUGGAUUGAGAAAGAGGCAGACAAUAUGCUUUCAAAAUUUCUUUUGAGAAUUGAACAAGCCGAGUGCUGCACUUUGCAUUUGGUGCGAUAAGUAAGAAGGCAAUUGUUUACUUUCUCGCUUUUAAUUCCGGCCGCGCCUAAAUUUUCUAGAAUCUAGACGAAACUCUAUGCAUCCCCGACUGGAUAUUCAACUCUUUGCGCUGGAGUUAAGAAUACGUAAACCACGGCUAUUUCAUCAUUUGUAGGUAGAUAUAUCUAGAUCUAGUAACGUACACUGGCUUUCACUUUCGGCCUUCCGUACUGAUUUUGAUGGCCAUUGAGUAAAACAUUCUAGAGUUCAGAGUGGUCGCUCGUUACGAAGUCCUCCCCCGGAAUUAAACGCGAGAAAGUAAACAAUUAACACAAUUUUGUACUACAGUGGCAAAGGUGUUGCAUCCUUAAUCCACAACAUUGUUGCUCAAGUCUAAAGUGAAAGAAAUCUUUUUAUGAGACACUAGAUUGCAAACACUGGAUUUUUAGUCUCCAAACUGGGACAAAUGCUUGUUAGUCAACUUAGUGUCUUUUAUUGUUUUUGGUUUUUUUUUUGCAAAUGCAUUUUAAUUCAGUUGCCUGUAGUUAACAAAUAUGACAGUUUUCCCUACCAAAAACAUAGAUGUUCCAAUAUAUUGGAUCUGGAUUUCACUGGUUUUACUCCGGCUUUUGGAGAGCACGCGUAUGCCUUCGCGUGAAUUUCCUCCUUUUUUGAAAUUCCUGAGUGGCAGCUAUGAUCAAAUAACAGAAUCAACAGAUAAGAGUCACAUCUGGGUUUAGCAAGUAUUGCAGUACACAUUUGGUGUACCCUUUCUUUGAACUAAGAUGUGUGUAGUUCUUUAGAGAAUGAUGCUCGGAAGUUGUGAUGGUAUGUGUUUCAUAAUUUUAUCUCAGAGUUGACAGACCAGGGGUGCUAGUAGAGUUUGUUUGUGUCAUUGCAAGACUGGAAUGAUGACUGAGUUCUGAGGAUGAUUAGAUGAGGGUUUUUUUUUGGUUCAGAGAUGUUCACCAGCUGCUCUCAUUUUGUUGUAACAUUUGCAUAACAUUUGCAAAACCUUCCGUUUAGGGUGGUUGAAUCAAAUGUUUUGUUGGUGAUGUAUAAGUAUAAUAAACAAUUAUUUAAAAAAUUGUUUCAAAACAAA